AACAAAGCCGGAGAGACCGUGCUGGAGUACACACAGGAGCACACACACACCGCCGCACACGUGCACACUCGCCGCAGCUCUUGAGAUGCCUCGACGGGUGCCUGCCAGCUACUUCUGUGGCCAACUGAAGGCGCACUGCCGCAGCUGAGGAUGGCGGGGGAUUCUCGAGUCCACAUGGACCACGACAUGGAGAUAGGAGUGACACCCAACGAGGUGAAGAAGCUUCCCAAGCACCUGCGGGAGGCGCAGAUCCCCACCGACCGCACACACCUGAUCGCCGACCCGGCCAGGAGGCUGCGGCAGCGCUACGUGCAGAAGGACGGCAAGUGCAACGUGCACCACGGCAACGUGAAGGAGACCUACCGCUACCUGAGCGACCUGUUCACCACGCUGGUGGACCUGCGCUGGCGCCUGAGCUUCUUCAUCUUCACGCUGGUCUACGUGGUCAACUGGCUGUUCUUCGGCUUCCUGUGGUGGCUGAUCGCGCUGGUGCGCGGCGACCUGCUGCACUCGGACGAGGAGGGCUGGACCCCCUGCGUGGAGAACCUCAACAGCUUCGUCUCGGCGUUCCUCUUCUCCAUCGAGACGGAGACCACCAUCGGCUACGGCUUCCGCGUCAUCACCGAGAAGUGCCCCGAGGGCAUCGUCCUGCUCUGCGUGCAGGCCAUCCUGGGCUCCAUCGUCAACGCCAUGAUGGUGGGCUGCAUGUUUGUCAAGAUCUCGCAGCCCAAGAACCGCGCAGAGACGCUCAUGUUCUCGCACAAGGCCGUCAUCUCCGUGCGCGACAACAAGCUGUGCCUGAUGUUCCGCGUGGGCGAUCUCCGCAACUCGCACAUCGUGGAGGCGUCGAUCCGCGCCAAGCUCAUCCGCUCGCAGCAGACCAAGGAGGGCGAGUUCAUCCCCCUCAACCAGACCGAUAUCAACAUCGGCUUUGACACGGGCGACGACCGUCUCUUCCUGGUGUCGCCGCUCAUCAUCUCGCAUGAGAUCAACGAGAAGAGCCCCUUUUGGGAGAUGUCGAGGGCACAAAUCGAGAAAGAGGAGUUUGAGAUCGUGGUCAUUCUGGAGGGUAUGGUGGAGGCCACAGGGAUGACCUGCCAGGCGCGCAGCUCCUACCUGGACACGGAGGUGCUGUGGGGCUACCGCUUCACGCCGGUGCUGUCGCUGGAGAAGGGCUUCUACGAGGUGGACUACAACAACUUCCACGACAUCUACGAGACCAGCACGCCCUCGUGCAGCGCCCGGGAGCUGGCCGCGCGCCUCCGGGACAGCCAGCUGUUCCCCCAGCUCUCGCUCCUCUCGCCCGACGCCCGGCCGCCGCAGAACCCCGCCUCGCUCCGAGACCCGCUCGUCGCCACCGAGGAGGAGGAGACGCCGACGACGCCGACGACGACGCCACCGUCGCCGACGGAAACGGAGGAGAAGGGCGAGGUGGAGGAGCGAGGGAGCGAGACCAACAACGGCACGGCCACCACCAUGGAGGAGACGGCCUGAGAGCGUCCAGGCCCCCCAAAGUCCAGACAGACUCAGAGACCUUGUGCUACUCGUAGACCGUACGGCAAAAGCUUUGUUCCAUCCCAUUAUGUGGAGAUGAUCCCGCAAUAUUCAUGCAAUACCCGUCUCUAGAAUGACUACCUAAUGUAUAUGGAAAGCUACAUUGCAUUUUAAAUUACAUAAACACACACGCGCACACAC
Messenger RNA from Sardina pilchardus (European sardine), 1695 nucleotides. It is a transcript of the gene kcnj5, whose product is annotated as potassium inwardly rectifying channel subfamily J member 5. Gene Ontology annotation, molecular function: G-protein activated inward rectifier potassium channel activity. Gene Ontology annotation, cellular component: plasma membrane. Gene Ontology annotation, biological process: regulation of monoatomic ion transmembrane transport; potassium ion import across plasma membrane. NCBI's taxonomy places the organism in Eukaryota, Metazoa, Chordata, Actinopteri, Clupeiformes, Clupeidae. The record is from RefSeq and is a predicted model, not a curated record. The coding region runs from base 151 to 1494 and encodes 447 amino acids. The transcript is spliced from 4 exons.